Molecule: messenger RNA, 1599 nt
Organism: Peronospora matthiolae
Lineage: Eukaryota; Oomycota; Peronosporomycetes; Peronosporales; Peronosporaceae
Source: the annotation of a GenBank genome assembly
AUGUUAAGUCUCGCCCGUGGGAAGCAGUCCCGUCUGAUGACGUCGAUGACACGACACUGGAUGUCUUCGUCUACUGUCGGUACCGUGCAGUUUCCGUUCCUGAAAGAGCUGGGCUUGAAGGAGGAGAAUCACGGUGUAUACAACGGCCAGUGGUUUGGAAGCGGAGACGUGUAUACUUCAGUGAGCCCCGCUAACGGCCAAGCUAUUGCAAGCGUCCGUGCCGGUACCAAAGAAGACUACCGGAAGGUCGUAGCUGCUAUGGACGAAGCCAAGCCCCAGUGGUGCGACCUGCCGGCCCCUGCACGCGGAGAGAUCGUGCGACAGAUCGGCGAGGAGCUACGCAACAAGCGCGAAGCCCUGGGCAAGCUCAUCUCACUGGAAAUGGGCAAGAUUUUCGCAGAAGGCGUCGGUGAAGUGCAAGAGGCGAUCGACAUUUGUGACUUUGCGGUGGGACUCAGUCGUACACUGAAUGGGUCCGUCAUUCCGUCCGAGCGUCCAGGUCACUUUAUGAUGGAGCGAUACAAUCCACUGAAGGGCCACGUCGGUAUCGUCACGGCCUUUAAUUUUCCCUGCGCGGUGCUUUUCUGGAACGCGGCCUUGAGUCUCGUGUGUGGCAACACACAGAUCUGGAAACCGUCCGAGUCGCUGUCGCUGACAUCGGUGGCGUGUACGAAGAUCAUUGCGGACGUGCUGGAGCGCAAUGGCCAUGCAGGAGCGAUUGCGUCGUUGAUUUGUGGCAGCGGUGCUGAAGUGGGUGAAGCGAUGCUGCACGACAAGAGCAUGGAGCUCAUUUCGUUCACGGGAUCCACGAAAGUGGGUCGUCACGUGAACAAAGUCGUGUCGUCCCGCUUUGGAAAGACCAUCCUUGAGCUUGGUGGCAACAAUGCAAUGAUCGUGGACAAGGACGCUGAUUUGGAGAUGGCACUGCGUGCAACGCUCUUCUCUGCGGUGGGAACAGCCGGCCAGCGCUGCACGUCUCUUCGUCGUCUCUAUCUCCACGAAGAUAUUCACGAUGAUUUCCUCCAGCGUCUCGUGUCUGCAUACAAAAACGUCAAAACCGGCGACCCGUUGGAAGAUGGCGUACUCUGUGGCCCACUGCACAACCCCGAGGCUGUGGAGAACUACCUGAAUGGCAUUGAUUCUAUAAAGGAGCAGGGAGGGAAGAUUCUCACCGGUGCGAAAAAGGUCGAGGGUGAUGGCAACUUUGUGGAGCCGACGAUCGUUUCGAUCGCCCAUGAUGCUGAGAUCGUCCAGACGGAAAUAUUCGCACCGAUCCUAUACGCGCUGAAGUUCAAGACGCUGGAAGAGGCGAUUGAGAAGAACAACGCUGUUCCGCAAGGUCUGUCUUCGUCUCUAUUCACGAAGAAUCAGUCGGCAAUUUUCAAGUGGACAGGUCCGCUGGGGUCGGACUGUGGCAUUGUGAAUGUCAACAUCGGACCUAGCGGUGCCGAAAUCGGCGGAGCCUUUGGCGGCGAAAAGGAAACUGGUGGUGGUCGUGAGUCCGGCAGUGACGCCUGGAAGCAGUACAUGCGUCGGUCAACGUGCACGAUCAACUACAGCAAGGAGCUUCCGCUUGCUCAGGGAAUUGAUUUCAGCUAG